Parastagonospora nodorum SN15 is the source of this 849-nucleotide messenger RNA. RefSeq lists its product as hypothetical. The transcript has 2 exons. Lineage: Eukaryota; Fungi; Ascomycota; Dothideomycetes; Pleosporales; Phaeosphaeriaceae. Bases 1 to 849 code for a protein of 282 amino acids. The record is from RefSeq and is a predicted model, not a curated record.
AUGGCAGCUCCAGAAUAUCCCAAAACUCCCCUUAACAAACUCGGCCGUUUACCAGCCCGCGGUCAGUCAACAUACCUGCCUGAGUUGUUGAAGACAAUAGUUGACAAGAUGAGAUUACUAGGAAAAUACGACUUCCCAACGAUUCACGGCCUGGUCAACUCCUGCCCCGUCUUACACGUCUCAUUCAACGACCCGGAGCAAGACUUCCCCGUCGUCCUGCCAAUGCUAGGCUGUACCGGAAACUUCGAGGACCAAACCGCCGACCCUCUCAUAACCGCGCAAGACAUAUACAUCCACGGCUACGUGUCCGCGCGCUUAUUCCGCCAAGACACCAACUCCACCACCUCCUCCACCCCAGGCCUCCCCAUCACCAUCUCCGCCACUUUUCUCGACGGCCUCGUCCUCUCCCUCACCCCCUUCCACAACUCCUGCAACUACCGCUCCGCGCUGGUCUACGGGCGCGCCGCGCUCGUCACGGACCCCGCCGAGGCGCUGUACGCCAUGAAACUCAUUACCGAUAAUAUGCUGCCGGGCCGCUGGGAGAAGAGUCGCGUGCCGCCGACGGAUGUGGAGUUGAAGAGCACGGGGAUUUUGAGGGUGCGGGUGGAGGCGGGGAGUGCGAAGGUUAGGGUGGGCGGGCCGAGUGAGGAUCGCAAGGAUUUGGAUAGUGGGGAGUUGAGGGGCAAUGUGUGGACGGGCGUUGUGCCGUAUUGGGGGACUUGGGGGGAGCCGGUUGAGGGGAAGGAGAAUGGGAGGAGUGAGGUUGAGGGGUAUAUUGAGCAGUGGAGACAGAAGGAAACAGCAAAGGCGAGGGGGGUAUGCAUUGGACGCGAUAGAGAUGGAGGGUAA